AUGUUUGUGUGCUCCUUGACCGCUCCAGCGCGCUCUCUGGAGAUGGACAAGAUGAGUCUUGGAGCCUUGACCGCUCCAGCUCGACCCGAUGCCCUUCUGUCUGGAGAUGGACAAGAUUUUUCUUGGAGCAUGCUCGCCAAUCUGAAGUCGCCUACGCACCCAGACCUGGACCUCAAAGACGAAGGCGUGCCGGAUGAGUCGGAUGAGAUCUUUCCGACAGGCUCAGAAAAACUAAGUUCGAUGCCGGACGGUGGUUCCACAGCCUUGGACGAGACGGACUUUAAUCUGUCCGUCAUGACGGAAGACUCCGUUGCCGGCCAAGGCAACAUCGACCCAUGGUUUGACGAGUCGAUGGAAGAGUUCGGGGGAGCCGGUCUUCCUGAGGAGCCAAUGAUGCGAAAGGUCAAUUCAACCAGCUCGUUCCGCAAGCUCGCGGUCCGUGCCCGCCGCGAGCGAAUUCGUUCAGAGCGACGUGAGGUGAUCGUUGACUUCUUGACGAGGAACCACUUCGCUGGAGUCAAUGCACCGCGCUCCCGCUCGGGUUUCAGGUUGCUCUCGGAAUCGGUGUACCCGCUCCAUGUUGCAGCGAAGCAGGGAGAUGCUCACAUGGUACAAGCCCUUCUUCGAGAAGGGGCGGAUUUGUCCAAGAAGAGCUCGACCGGUCAAACUGCAUUGGACAUAGCUCAUGUAUCGAACCAGUUUGGCUCUCACCGCAUGGUGCUCGAGAUUUUGUCCGGACGGUGGAACACCAUGAGCCUCCGCGACCUGAGGGCCACAUCUUGCCGGUGUGCUUAG
Messenger RNA from Symbiodinium necroappetens, 795 nucleotides. Lineage: Eukaryota; Dinophyceae; Suessiales; Symbiodiniaceae. The record is from the annotation of a GenBank genome assembly.